AUGGAGAUUGAGCAUUUCAGUCACGAGCAUCUGUUAUCGCUGAGUGAAAAGAAGAGAGAAGAUGAGGUUUUAUGCAAAGCAUGCAAUAUAUAUUGCGUUGGUCCGACCUUCAGUUGCAGGGAAUCAUGUGGGUUCGGCCUGCACGAAUCAUGUGCAAAGCUACCGCAGGAGUUGCACAACCCCCUUCACCCACACGCUCUUUCCCUACACCCACAAUACGGCAAGUUUAAGUGUAAUGCUUGUGCCCAGGAUUGCUCGGGCUUCACCUUCCGCUUCGACAAGUGCGACGUCAAUCUUGAUCUUACUUGUGCUUUUAUAAGGCCAGCGAUAGAAGAAAGGGAGGAGCCAAAUGGUACACAUUUUAGCCACCACCAGCAUCCAUUGCUGCUCUUGGAGAAGAUCCCUGCCUACCGCAUUAACUGCCGCGUAUGUGGAACAUACUGCUCCGACCCGACCUAUGGUUGCUUCCCAUGUCGUUUCUUUCUCCAUCGGUCGUGUUUUGAGCGGAAGUUGCCGCAAGAGACCCAACACUUCUAUCAUCCCUGCCCUCUCAUUUUGUACACUACUGGCCCAGAUAAAUCUUCUCCUUGCAGAGCUUGUCGCCAAUUAUUUCCCAGGGGAGCCUUUUACUAUGGCUGUAGUCGGUGCCAUUUUGUGAUGGAUAUUGAUUGUACUCUAUUGCCCACUACCCAAUCUAAAAGUGAUCAAGAAGAGAUUCUCCAUUUCCUCCAUGGGCAUCCACUGUCACUCUCUAAGAUCAAGGCUGAUCACAAGGUCCAUUGCUAUGUUUGUGGGAAAGGCUGUACGGAUCCUACCUAUGCUUGUGGCAGACGUUACUGUAAGUACGUUUACUUUCACAAAUCAUGCCUUGAGUUGCCACAAGAGAUCAUCUGCCAUCCCUUUCAUCCACACCACCCUCUCACCCUAGAACUACUGCAGUAUGGUGGGCGAUGCAAUGCCUGUCGCAAGGAUAUCCGCUUCAACAACUCUGCCUACGUUUGUCAGUGUAACAAUUGCAGAUUUUUCUUGCACAUAGAAUGCAGUGUGAUAAUGCCUGCCAUAAAAUUCGAAGGCCACGAUCACCUUCUACAAUUCAGGGACAAGAUAGAGAAUAUACCCUAUAUAGGUGAAAAGUGCAGAGUUUGCAAUUUAUCUUGUGAAUCAUAUGCUUUUAGUUGUCUGUAUUGUGACUUCAAUCUUCAUCUAAUGUGUGGUCCAUUACCGUAUAGUAUUAACCAUAAAUGCCACAUAGAUCCCAUUGUCUUUACAAGUUCUCCCGUUGAAGAUGAAGAGGAUUGCAAGUCGGACGAAUUCUAUUGUGAUGCUUGUGAGGAAGAAAUUAGAGACACAUUAUUACCCAUUUAUUAUUGCAAGGAAUGUCCUUUUGUUGCUGAAAUUUCUUGCGUCAUCUCUGAGGUGGUGUCAUUACUAAAGGGAGAGCAUGGAGAUGUGGAGCUGAGGAAUCUUUCUGGACAGUUUGGAAAGUUGAUUCGUGAGAAAGAAGAACAACUGAUCAAGCCGGCUUUAACCUUGUAUGAUAUUUUGAAAUCUUUGAGUGAAGAGGAGAAUGAGGAAUUGAGUAGUGCUCUAAGGGCUAGAGGGAGGGAAACAAUUACUACAGAAGAGAUAUUAUGUAAUGACCAUGAUGAAGUUUUUUGGGUUUCUGACAAGGCUUACACAGAGUUCAUGAAAUUUCUUGAUAUUGGAACAGAGAUUCCUACAGAAUUUCGAGAUGGAGUGGAAGUUUUUAAGAUUUCGAAUUUCAUGUUUAGGUAUAGGCAACCUCCUGAAGAAGAGGUUGUCAAUAUUGGGGAUUACAUGGUUACUCGAAAGCUGGCACCUAUCCUAAAGGGGUUGCUUUCCAAACAUGGGGAUGUUAGUGCCGAGUCCAAGUUAAGUCCAAGAGUGAAACUUCACCUCUUCCACAUGUUAUGUGAGAGCAUAUAUAGCAUGAUAAAUACCAGAGUUGUGGAUAUCACCAAAGAUGAUCUUCUCAAAUGGUGGACAAGCUUGAAAACCUCACAAUUCGCAGGAUUUAGAAUUCAAUUUGCCUUUGAUCAUUUGAAGAGAGUUGCACAUGCUCAUUUUGGUCUUUAUGUUGAAAAGCAAGAAACCAAUGCUCUAGAUAAACUCGAUAGAGAUAUCAAGAAGCUUUAUAAAGAUAUCGAGGCACUGAAAGGAAAACGUGAGCGCAUAUCAUCCGUAAAAUCCAGCUUAAUCGAGGAAUGCUUGAGAGAGGCUUCGGUAAUGAGGCAAGGGAAAGCAGGUGUUGGACUACUAUAGGCGUCAACACAGAGCGUUAAACGUCCAUUGGCAGGCAUGUAUGUUUAUUUCUUUUUGUAUUAGCUUGUCUUGUUUAUGUAUCAGGAUUCAGGAAGUUUGUGGGUACUUAUUGUGCUAAUAUAAUAUGUUCACAGUUAACAUGAAUGUGUAAGUAGAGCUUUUUGAAGAAGAAAGCCCUUUUCCAUUCAUUACCCUAUUUUACCUACGAUUUUCCAUGAGCAAGGCAGUCAACUAUCAGUCAUAUUAUCCCAUGGAAUUUUUGUAGAAAGGAACGUUAUUGCCAUAAUUUUUGUGGUGUGGUUGCUAGCGUGCGCCAGCUGAGGCAGGACAAACUUGCGUUAUAGACCA
Molecule: messenger RNA, 2631 nt
Organism: Corylus avellana
Lineage: Eukaryota; Viridiplantae; Streptophyta; Magnoliopsida; Fagales; Betulaceae
Source: RefSeq, a predicted model, not a curated record